Molecule: messenger RNA, 597 nt
Organism: Fulvia fulva
Lineage: Eukaryota; Fungi; Ascomycota; Dothideomycetes; Mycosphaerellales; Mycosphaerellaceae
Exons: 3
Coding region: 1-597 (198 amino acids)
Source: RefSeq, a predicted model, not a curated record
AUGCUUUUUCGCGUGGCAAGGACAAUCACGAAAGAAAGAACGUGGUGGUUCCCUCGACAUUUCUUUCGAAUGUUUCCGAAUAUACACAUAAACUCAACAACAAUAAGAACAUCAUCAUCAUCAAAAGAAAAGCAGAUCUUCAACAUGGCGUUGAGGAUGGCGCUCUGCGUUCUCUUCCUCGCCGCGAGCAUGGCUACACUCUCGGUAGCCGACGACCAGAGUUGCGCGAAAUUCUGCAACAAGAAAUACCCGAGAACAGGCACGAUGGACUCUCUCGACGCAGCGGUCCAUUGCUUGACGACGUGCAACCUUGCUGAAGGACCGUCUCAACGUGAAACUCACACCGACAACUCGACCGUGAGUGCAUCGCAGGAUGGCCAAGCAGCGCCAAAGCUUCCACACAAGGCCAACGGUACACAUGGCGUUCGUCCGACAGCCGUGGGUCUCAGUGCUACCCUCUUGCCAACGCCGCCUUAUUCCCCGGUGACCUUUCUUCCGAACAACACCAAAACCAAUAUGGCUGCUCAGGAUGCUGGCGUCGGUGCCUCAGGCAUGGCGGCACUGCUUGGUGUUGCAGCAUUGUGGAACGUGCUUUGA